UUCCGGCGCAGACAGCAGUGAGUGCAGACCCUCUCUCCUCACUGCUGCUCUCCCUGACUUGCCCCUGCAGACGGCCCGGUUGAGCUCUCAGCUCCCGCCUCUGCAAUGGCGGCAAGAAGGAAGCGGCCCACGGAGUCUGCUCCUGACGACGGGGACGGAUGGACCCGCGUGCAGAGCAAGCGGGCCCGAAGGAGGACGCUUCACGAGGACGGCGGGGAGGACCGAUCGAGCGGACCCCUGCCGGAGUGGAGGCUGGUGUCUUCGGACUUCAGCACCCACUACCAGGCCAUUCGGUGGAUGGAGGACGAGCGGAAGCUGCGACUCCGGGUGACGGUCUCCCGCGCGGGGGACUUCCUCAUCCGUGCGUGGGACUGGGACCACGCCACCACCCUGGACGAGAUUGCUGCUGGACGGACCCGCGGCAUCACCCUGGAGAAAAAGGAGGCGGCGGUGAAGGGUGUCCUGCUUGGAUACCCAACCCACCUCCCAUUGGACCCGGUGUUGGCGCACCCCUGCGUUGCAGCUGCAGUGAGGUGCCACUACAACGCCGGCCACGGACGACGCCUGCCCACCCGGAGCGUGCAGCUGACGCUGCGGGGACGUGUCCCCGCCUCGCUGGACCUCGGAUGCUGGGGACGUUUUACCUGCCGCCGCUAUGUGCCGGAGCCUGUGCGCUGUUACAAGUGCCAGGCUUUCGGCCACAGGCAGCGGCAGUGUACCAGGACGGAGGAGCUGUGCGGCGUGUGCAGCAGGGACCACGCCACGAGGGACUGCGUUCGCCGCCUUCGGGAAGGUGUGGCGCGCCCGGUGGCUGUGUGCCCGAACUGCAGUUCCGGGCACCAUGCCUGGAACCGCAGGUGCCCCGCUCGGCUCUGCAGAAUCCCGGGUGCCAAGCUGCGGAGGACGACGUCUUCGGCGGACCCGGCAGCAGCGCGGCCCAUGCAGCCGCCCACGGAGGAGAGGACGACACCCCACGGAGAAGGACGGAAGAGGAGGCGCCGCAGACGGAGGAGGAAGCCGGGACCCACGGAGCAGAGCGUCCCGACACCAAAGUCUCCCGCUAGGGAGAUGGAGGUGGACCCACCACGCCUGACGAGGACGGAGACGGCAGCGGUGACCGCUGAGGUGACACCCCCAGCUGUGUCCCCGGAGGUACCCGCCAGCAAGAAGAAAAAGAGGACCAGGGACCAGACACCUGAGACGAGGGACGCGCCGACGACUACGGAGGAGCCAGCACCCCGCGAGGCCCCCAGUAGCUGCCAGGCGACCCAGACCCCACGGAUCUACACCUACAGUGAGGGCGAGCUGGUGGAUCUUCUGAUCCGCUACGAGCACCUCACUGAGCAAGAGGAGGAGGCCAGGUUCGAGAGGAUCCCGCACGAGACAGCCCUCCCCCUAGUGAGGAGGGCACUCCGUGAAGGGAAGCCGCUCCCUGAGUCCAUCCGCACGGCCCGCCCACUGGAUAACCUACCAAGCCACUUCGACCACAAACAGGAGGUUGAGUGGGCGACAUACGAGGAGGAUGCCGUCUCGGAGGAUGAUGUCGAUGUCGUAGAAGUGGACGACGACUUCUUCCUCAACGAAGACAGAGACCUCACCGACGCGGAGCUUGAAAGCUACUACGCCGGUGACCAUUGAAUAAAAAGACAUCUCCCCCCACGUGUAAUUCUGUGAACUUUGUAUCAAAUGUAAUGUAUGUACUGUACAUCGGGCAGGCUGCUUGUUUAGAGCCUGCUUUGGUAGCUGAUUAUUUUUGUAAUUUUUCAUGUUUAUUUUUUCUGUAAUUCUUAUGUAAAGGUUACCAAUAAACUAUU
Eriocheir sinensis (Chinese mitten crab) is the source of this 1814-nucleotide messenger RNA. RefSeq lists its product as uncharacterized. The coding region runs from base 106 to 1638 and encodes 510 amino acids. Gene Ontology annotation, molecular function: zinc ion binding; nucleic acid binding. The record is from RefSeq and is a predicted model, not a curated record. NCBI's taxonomy places the organism in Eukaryota, Metazoa, Arthropoda, Malacostraca, Decapoda, Varunidae. The transcript is spliced from 2 exons.